Messenger RNA from Amphibalanus amphitrite, 1473 nucleotides. RefSeq names its product protein singles bar-like (gene sing). The record is from RefSeq and is a predicted model, not a curated record. The transcript has 5 exons. NCBI's taxonomy places the organism in Eukaryota, Metazoa, Arthropoda, Thecostraca, Balanomorpha, Balanidae. Gene Ontology annotation, cellular component: membrane. The coding region runs from base 258 to 845 and encodes 195 amino acids.
AGCAGAGGAGCGGAGCGGCGGGCCACGUGCCGUGUGUGGCCAGUCGAGCCGGGGCGAGGCACGUGCCACGUGUAGAGAGACGAGAGCCCGGCAUUGACGAGUGACGGAGCUGAUUGGAAGUGACGGGUAGUGAAGAGAAAUGACAGGAGAGAGGAGAGGAGUGGUGUUUUGACCGCCGGGGGAGAGAGGGUUGAGAGAAGGAGAGCGGAGUUCAGCAAACAGUCAGAAGUGCCGGCGGAGCUCCGUUCGCCGCCGUCAUGCUGCCAACCGUCAGCCGGCGGGUGGCAGUUCAGCCGACCCGGGGUCAGCUGAGGUCAGAGGUCAGCAGAGGCGGCGGCUCGAGCUGCUGCUGUCUGUCCUGCUGCGGCUGCUGCCGCUGCUGCGGCUGCUUGAAUUUUGGAUUCCUGAAGACACAGCUUGGUCUGCUGAAGAUAGCUGAAAUGGCGCUGGGCGGCAUCUGCCAGGCUCUGCUGGUCAAGUACGGCCUGGGCUACUCGGCCUCACUCGGCCACGGCUACUCGGCAGUGCUUACCACGUCCAGCGCGUGUCUCUUCACCACCGGGGUCCUCCUGCUCUGCUAUUUGGUCUCCAGCACGUCCAUCGCACUCGUCAGACAGUCGCUCUUUGAGACGCUGUUUAACGGGAUCGCCUCUGUGCUGUACGUGGCGGCCUCGGGUCUGCUCUCGUUUACCGUCCAGUCGGUACUGUGGCCCCAGUACGUGGUAACGCCGUACUUCCAGGUGUACCCGGCUCUCACUGCCGCAUACUGUCUCGGGAUAGCCGUGGGCCUUGUUCACGGCUACGACACCUACCUCGCAUACCGCUGGUAUCGUGGCAGGCAAUAGCACCGAGCUGAGGAUGUGCUACUUCGCAGCCAUGGAAGUGCUACGGUGCUAAUUGAUAUUUGGGUGCUUUUGUGCUCCAGUUUGGAGAAAUUGAGUGCUGUGUUGAGAGUGAACCACGGACGGGUUGAGGGUGAACCAACCAAGAAGACGACGGAACGAUUCUGUCGAUUUGUAUCGGGCAUAUACCGGUGUUUGAUGUUUUUAAGGCUUUAAAUUGUUUGACAGAUGUAACCAAUUGGACAGUGGACAUGUUCACUGUUCAUGGUUUAUUUGCGUGAUGUUGGCACGGUGUGUGCCCUGUGCCGGCUCGUAGCAGGCUAGCAGCAGCACAAGAGGUGCUAUCGAACUUCAUUUGAGUAUGAGAAAUGGAUGUGCAUGCGCUUGAAUGGCAAGUGGCCGAAAACGGUAGCGAGCUGAGUCUCACGAUAGAUAGAGCGUCCACGAAAACGUCCUCAUAUAGAAAAGGGGAAAUCGAAAUGAUCAUGCUACCGGACCGGGCGGUAGGUUAUUAUGAGUGAUUCCUUGCAGGCAUGAUAUUGAGAAAUUCAUUUCCUCGUUGUCUCAUUUGGGAAAAUUAUUGUGGAUUCCCAAAUGUCACACUGCCAGUAAUAAACGGUACGAUAUCUAA